CUUCCAUCAGAAAGUCAAUGGUUACCCCAGAUGCUAUCUUAUCUUGUGGCGAGUCGCGCUCGGUUGCCUCAAAGCUUGAGCACACAGGUCACCUGGUUCAGUUGAAUGAUACCAGCCCAUAAGCGGAACCGCACGUAUCUAUUGGUAUAAGACUCCGUGACGACCAGCCGACUUGCUUCACAUUUGUAUCUGAACAUUGUGAAGAUCACAGCUGAACAUUCUCUCACGCACGCCCUUGCCACGAACAAAAGUUUACAUUACACGAUACCAAGAUGUCUGGACUUCUUGGGUACUUCAGCUGGGAUAGGAAAAAAACUGCCGAGCCAAAGGUGGAAGAUAAGGCGGAAGAAAAGCAACAGCCAGUACGCGCUUUACCUGCAUCAUGGUACACUUCACCAGAGAUGUACGAGUUUGAACGCCGUGCUGUUUUUGCCAACCGGUGGCUCUUCAUGACAACAAUGCUACGAUUCCCGAACAACGGUGACUACGUCCGAUACCAAUUCGCUGGCUACGAUGUCAUCAUAAUCAAAGAUGAAGAGAACGAAAUCAAAGCUUUUCACAACAUAUCGAAGCGUUCCAAGAAGAUCUUGAUUGACACCAGUACUACGGAAGCCAGUGGUCAUGCAGACUUGACCAAAUUCGCGAUCACUUCCGAAAGCGUAUUCCCAAUUCACACCAGGAUCGAUCGCAAUGGGUUUAUCUGGAUCAACCUGGAUGCCAAGAGCACACCCGAAACUUCUUUCGACCAGUACUUCAAAGACGUAGAUGUUCAGGAGCGCUACGCUACUAUUGACUUCGAGAAUUACAAUCUAGACCACGUCUACACUCUUGAGACCGAGUACAACUGGAAGAUCGCAUCCGAUAACUUCAACGAGUGCUACCAUUGCCCGACAACACAUCCCGACAUCCCAGCCUUCCUCAACCUCGACUCAUUCGACUCCGCGCUCGAGGGCGGCCACAUCCAGCACGCCUGCGCCCCCACCCAGGAACAAAUCGACCUCGGCGUCAACGUGCACAGCACAUACUACUUCCCCAACGUAUCCAUGACAGUCGGCAAGCACUUCCUCAUGAUCCAAAAGUUCCUGCCGCACUCCCACGGCACGUCGACGAGCCACUACGAGGUAUUCAAAGCUACGUCGAGCUCCGCCGCCGAGUUCCAUCUCAUCGCCGACAUGUACGAGCGCGUGAUGCGCGAAGACAAGGUCCUGUGUCAUAACGCGCAGGCGAAUCUGAAUCGCGGCGUGUUUAAGGCGGGGCUGCUGCACCCGAAGUAUGAGAAGGCGCCGAUUUUCUUUCAGCAGAAUUGCCGUGAGGCUGUGAACGAGCACUGGAAAAGAGAGCAGAGAGAGGGGAGACAAAUUCAUCCUGCUGAGCAGCCGGGCUUGACUUUCGACGAUCGUGUGGAGAGGCAGGGGGAGACUGGGAGCGCUUUGAGCAAAGUUGCACAGAAAGAGGUGCUUGCAUGGUAGAUCUUGUGUCUUUGGCUUGACAUGUUACUCGGUCAUCUGAACUUUGGUCUUAGCACAGCUUUGCUCUGUAGAAUGAGGAAGGAAGAUGUAUCUUUACUACUGAGCCAUGUUCCGUGUUCUGCGUCUUCCCAGAAGGUGGGGUUUUCUGUCAACUCACUUGGAUCAUGUGCGAGAGCUGUUUGGUUGGCUGUUCACUCUUUAAGGCAUUGAUACAUUCAAAUUAGGCUAGAAUUAAAAGAAGAUUGAUUUGAGAAGAA
Molecule: messenger RNA, 1726 nt
Organism: Boeremia exigua
Lineage: Eukaryota; Fungi; Ascomycota; Dothideomycetes; Pleosporales; Didymellaceae
Exons: 1
Coding region: 273-1469 (398 amino acids)
Molecular function (GO): 2 iron, 2 sulfur cluster binding; iron ion binding
Source: RefSeq, a predicted model, not a curated record